GAUGCUGCAUUUGUCACAUAAAAGUUGUAUACAUCAAAAAUGUUGGGUUAAACAGCUCAAAUAUAUUCAAAGUAUUCAAAAAAGCAUAAAAACGCUUUCAAAUAAGAGCACUCCUAAGAACGGAGAAUGUCCUCCCAUGGACAAGGUGAGACUGAAAAACUGAAACACAAUGUUGAAAAGCAACUGGACCGCUUGAUGGAACAACUGUCCGAUUUGGAGGCCUGCAAUUUUAUUGGAAUGAAUAGAGAAUCAAUGGAAGCCUCAGACUACGAAGAAAUCAAAGAAGAAACAAUGGAUCAGCUAAAGGAACUGAACGCGAGUCUAUUAAAAUUAGUAAACGGUGAUAUAUCACUGGUAAAUUCCAUAGGCGCACUUCAGCUGGCGACCCAAGCUGCAAUUUCGCAAGCAUUCAAAACGCCAGAAGUGAUACGGCUGUUUGGGAGAAGAGAACCCAAGCAACUGAGAGAAAGACUUGAGACUGUUGAAGAGCAAUUAAAGUUCAAUAAAAUAAGCGUUGAAGCCAGAGACCGACAAAAGGGCGAAAUCCUCACUGCAUUAAGGCAGUUGAACGAACAGCUUACAAGGGACGAGCUGCAGUUUUUAGAGCAGCAUUCUCAACAAUUUGCAGCGUUUAAAAAUGUCGAGUUUUUAGAACUAAAUGAACAGCAGUAGGUGCCCAUCAGCAGAUAGUCGUAACAUUAAUUUUAUAUCUUUAUCAGUUGCCAGAUUUGCGUAAGCUAGCCCUUAUCCCUUUGUGGACGGAGUUUUAUAUUUUUAAGUAAACGCUUUUUGAUUAGUUUUUGGGGUAUAUUAGGGUAAAAAAUGCUCCAAAAAACGUUACAGAUUUUAAUUUGGAAUCACUUUUUUUAAUUUUUAACUUUUGAUUUAACUUUUAAAGUGAAGUACUCCGUUGCUAGAAAAAAAAUGCAAAAAGGUGCCUCCGCCAACCCCGCCUCAAAACCUCGUCAACUAUACGCAGAUCAAAAUACGCUUAAACUUAAAAACUAUUUAAUACACACUAUAGUUGCACGAAAUCGGCGGAUACAGUCUAAUUAAUAUUAAAACUGCCACAUAUGUGAAUGAAUAAAAUACAUGAACAAACACGUCUAUCCCAAUUGGA
Molecule: messenger RNA, 1120 nt
Organism: Dendroctonus ponderosae (mountain pine beetle)
Lineage: Eukaryota; Metazoa; Arthropoda; Insecta; Coleoptera; Curculionidae
Product: protein LZIC
Exons: 4
Coding region: 127-672 (181 amino acids)
Molecular function (GO): beta-catenin binding
Source: RefSeq, a predicted model, not a curated record